Molecule: messenger RNA, 1384 nt
Organism: Puccinia graminis f. sp. tritici CRL 75-36-700-3
Lineage: Eukaryota; Fungi; Basidiomycota; Pucciniomycetes; Pucciniales; Pucciniaceae
Exons: 3
Coding region: 201-1136 (311 amino acids)
Biological process (GO): transcription initiation at RNA polymerase II promoter
Cellular component (GO): transcription factor TFIID complex; SAGA complex; nucleus
Molecular function (GO): promoter-specific chromatin binding; RNA polymerase II general transcription initiation factor activity
Source: RefSeq, a predicted model, not a curated record
CCACCAAAAUUACAGCCAAGAGCCAAAAACCAAAAAAAGAGGAAGGUCACUCACGAACUGGAUCAAGACAAGAAACCAUCGAACAAACAAACAAAGAAGCGAACUCAAUAUUAAGAAUAAAAGAUCGAUCGAUCGAUCGAAUCAACUCACAUUAAACCAGGAAACUACUAGAUACAAAGAUACGCAUCCACAAACUCAACAUGUCAGGCUUCAUCUCCGGUGCCAUCGAUCCAGCAUUGUUGAGCGGGGGUGGCAACACUAAUAGCAACAACAACGACUCAAACUCAACAUCAGCUACCGAUAAUAAUCAUACUAAUAAUAACACAAGCACUGGGACUGGAGGAAUAAACCAUCGACCAAUUGGACAAUCAAGCUCAACUCAACCCACCGGCCUGCCAUCUUCCUCAACCUUCUCACUUCACUCAUCAUCAUUCAAUCCGCCACCCUCUUCUUCUGCUUCUCCCAACCCCACCAACACCCUCAACCCGAACAACUCCUCAGUUCAGAACCCUUCAUCAUCGCAUACCGCCCCUCCCAGCUCAUUCUCAAACUUCAAUAAUCAUGGAUUAAAUCUGCCUUCGUCUUCCUCUUCUUCCCUCCAACCUUCGGCUGCCACUGCUCUCAUCCCUCCUGCCUCUUCAAGUUCCUCUUUGCCCAACGGAACUGCUCCCGGUCCCGGCACUCCAGCUACCACUGAAACGCCCUUGUCGAACGGAAUGUCUGCUAAAGAUCAUGAAAUGCAUCAAAAAGAUCAGGAACUAGCGCAAUUCUUAUUAAAGAUGGAAGAAUACAAGCCGGUGAUACCGGAUGAAGUAGCGGCCUAUUAUCUGCAACGGGUGGGCUUCGAAUGCACGGAUGUGAAGGUGCAAAGGUUGCUAGUCCUCGCCUGCCAGAAGUUUGUUUCGGACAUUGCCCAGGACGCGUUCAGUUAUGCCCGGACGAGGACCGGCCAGGCGCCCGGCGGUCGACAGGGCCCUCUGGCUCCUAACUCCAACUCGGCCGGCCUCGCUAACGGCGCCCCUAACAACCCCGGCGCUCGAAAGGAUCGUACGCGCACAGUUCUCACUCAAGAAGACCUCGCUCAAGCGCUUGCCGAGUACGGCAUUAAUGCCAGUCGAGCGCCGUAUUAUUUAUGAACUCUCCUCGUUUUUUCUCAUUCUUAUCAUUUUUCCUCGUUGUCUCUUAACCUUUCACAAUUUCUACUUCAUCCUCAAUUUUUCUUUGAAAAAAAAGACUCCCUGUGUCCCCUUGUUUUUUGAUUUUUAUUUUGUUGCGCCUUUCUGUAAACCACUUAUUGAACAACAAUAACCGCUUUUUUUUAUUAAACAAAUUCAAUCUAAAUUGAAAAAAGUUGGAAGACUAUGAACUUAUAUUUUGUUAUGGG